UCAUGGCAGACUGGUUGGAACAAAAAUUUGUUCGCCUUGGCGAACUAAAUAACGUAGAAGAAAAAAAAGAUAUAUUAUCUGAGAUAAAAAUAAAAUUAGAAAGUUUAAAUAAUAGAGAAACUGAACAAAUCUCUCGUAACGUGGAUUUUAGUCAAUUGUUUACUCAGUUAACCUCAAAUAACAGAGAAUAUAUAGAUCAAGUAUGUGAAAUUUUGAAGACAUUAUUUGGAAUUUUAGAACUUGGAGAAGUAUAUCAAAGAUAUUCAGCAGAAAUAUCUCAAUUAAUAAUUCAUCCAAUUGCUGAAGUUAGGUCACUUGUGUUGCAUGAAAUUUUAUGUAUUGUUUCUAAUUCUCAAAAGAUAUCUUUAAUUAUCAAAGAUAUCAGUUUGUUAGUUGCUAUUAUAAAUAGGAUUGCAGAUGAAAAUUUAAUGGUAGCUAAAUGUGCAAUGUGUAUAAUGAAAGAAAUUGGUAAAAAUUCAAAUGGAUUACAGAUUUUAUAUACUGGUGAAUUAUUAAGAAGUUUUGCUAGAUUAUUAGUGAAGAAUGAUACUAUUAGUUUUCGUAUAUAUGAAGUUAUUGUGGAUGUUGCAAAAUCCUCAAAAGAAGGCCUAGAAGCAUCUGCUCAAUCAGGAUUUUUAAAUAGUUUAUUUGAUAUCCUUGAAAGUGAAGAUAUAUUGUUACAAGUAAAUGCAUUAGAAAUCUUGACACAAUUAGCAUUAACAGAAGAAGGAUUAAGUUAUUUAGAACAACAAGAUGUUAUAAGAAAAUUGGUUCAAAAAAUAGCUCAAGCCAAUGAAAAUCCAUUAUCAAAUUUAUUAAUUCCUGGAUUAAUGAAAUUUUUUGGUAAUGUUGCAUGUUAUUGGCCUAAUGAAAUAUUUUCAAAAUAUCCAAUUGUAGUUUCUGCAUUGUUUGAAGUAAUAGAAAGUGGAGAUCAAACUAUUCUUGGUGUUGCAUUAGAUACAUUGGGACAUGUUUCUAUGUGUGUUGAAGGUAAAUAUGCUUUACAAGCUCUGGGAGAUGCAAUGCCAUGUGCAUUAAAAAAAAUUGCUGAGAUAAUACAAAGAAUGCCUACAGCAUUAAGAAUUCGUGGGCUUAAUAAUUUAGCUCUUAUACUUACUAUACAAAAAAUAGAACAAGAUAAUAGAAUUUUAUCACUGACAAAAUCAUGGUUUGAUUCUCUGUGUGAUGAUCCAUUGGGUAUGAUUGUGGCAUUGUGUAGGCAACCAUUUGCAGAUAUUAGGCAAGCAGGUUUAGAAGUGAUGGCAGUUUUGGCAUCUCAAGUAUGGGGUCAAGAAUAUAUAUCUUCUUAUCCAGGUCUUGUAGAAUUUUUAUUAGACAGAAACAUUGAAUCUUUCAAAGAAUGUAAAGAAGCUAAAUACGAAGUUGUAAAGCAAUUAGUUGAAGCUGAACAAGAUAUAUUUGAUGCAAAUACAAUGCAAAGAUUUAGGGAGUUUGUAAAUCAAGGGCCACAUUAUGUUGAUAUCAAUACAGAAAUUGCAAUUGAAGGAGGUCCAUAAAUUAUAUUAUAUCAUUUUUACUUUUGUUAUUUUAUGUUAAAAAUAUUAGAAAUUAUCAACAUCUAUCAAAAACAUUGUAUAAGAUGGUCAAAUAACUUUUUCAAGUGAAAUUUUAACAAAACAUGCUAUUAUUUAUUUUCUAUAUGUUAUAUGUAUAAAUAAAAUGCAAUGAUAUACAAAUAAAAAUCUAAUUUUUCAUGUCAGGAAUACA
Molecule: messenger RNA, 1728 nt
Organism: Apis laboriosa (Himalayan honeybee)
Lineage: Eukaryota; Metazoa; Arthropoda; Insecta; Hymenoptera; Apidae
Product: 26S proteasome non-ATPase regulatory subunit 5
Exons: 2
Coding region: 3-1517 (504 amino acids)
Biological process (GO): proteasome assembly
Cellular component (GO): cytosol
Source: RefSeq, a predicted model, not a curated record